This is a messenger RNA of Pocillopora meandrina, 504 nucleotides long. The record is from the annotation of a GenBank genome assembly. Lineage: Eukaryota; Metazoa; Cnidaria; Anthozoa; Scleractinia; Pocilloporidae.
AUGGUACACCCAAUGGCUGUAGGUGUGGAGGAUGGCACCGAUGUGUCAGACCAACGACGAUCCAAAUGCCCAUGCUAUACUUCUGGUAGUUCGUGCUCCGCGGACAGAUGUAAAUGCAAGGGCUGCGGGAACUCGUUUGGCAAAAGAACGGCGGGCAAGAAAGAUGUAAAAAAAAAAAAGAGGUCCACCAAAUGUAAGUCCAGUCCUUCGCCAUUGAAAAGGAAACGCACCAUGGAUUUCUUGAAGGAAAGCAACUCCUUCGUCAGUCUGGGCUCCUGGACAAACAUAGAAACAUGCCUUUUGGACGCUGUAGAAUCUUUCCUGCAUUGUACUUGCUUUCUUCCUACUAAGGAAAAUUUAACCCAUUCAUACAAUCAUGUUGUCAACUCGCGCUUAGCUCGGCAGCUCCAAUUACAUGUUAGUGAAAAGACGAAAAAGCAAGUGGAGGGAAAGUUGAACCUUGAAAAAAAUAAAUGCAUGGCAGCGCGUAAUCUUGCUUACGGG